AUGGUUGUGAAGCGUACGCUUGGGAAGCUCUUGCUGGCUCUUGUCUGGUUGCCCCCUCAGGCCGCGCUGGCUGGAUGGCGCGGCCACGAGAAGCCCAUGCCUGAGCACCGCGGCCUUGACAUCGCCAGGUGGCCAGUCCUAUCCAAGGACUUCCUGGUCAACCUGUGUGCUUCCGUGGGGACUGUGGUGGCUGCCAUCCUCGCCUUUGUUGCACUUCGGUUUACACGCAGAGACUCCGAGAGAGCCCAACGGGAGUCCAAAGAGGGCAGAGUCCAAGCUGUGGUGGACUGCAUGAUGCAGCCCUUCUCGCCAGAGACAAAGCAGGAGAAAGUGGUCGGGCGCGGCAUCAUCGAAGACAUCCGUCGCCGAAUCCAGGAAUGGGAUCAGCAUGCAACGAUUAUUGCAGGCCGCUUCGGCUCCGGCAAAUCCGUGGCCCUCGCAGAGGCGCUUCGCGGCAUGCAAGGCGUCUACGUGCACACCGUUGAGGGCAAAGAUUGGAAGGAG
Symbiodinium pilosum is the source of this 504-nucleotide messenger RNA. The record is from the annotation of a GenBank genome assembly. NCBI's taxonomy places the organism in Eukaryota, Dinophyceae, Suessiales, Symbiodiniaceae.